Messenger RNA from Nannospalax galili (Upper Galilee mountains blind mole rat), 7820 nucleotides. It is a transcript of the gene Kdm5a, whose product is annotated as lysine demethylase 5A. The transcript has 28 exons. NCBI's taxonomy places the organism in Eukaryota, Metazoa, Chordata, Mammalia, Rodentia, Spalacidae. Gene Ontology annotation, molecular function: DNA binding; histone demethylase activity. Bases 198 to 5270 code for a protein of 1690 amino acids. Gene Ontology annotation, cellular component: nucleus. The record is from RefSeq and is a predicted model, not a curated record. Gene Ontology annotation, biological process: chromatin remodeling.
GCGUCCUGGCGCUGGGAGGAAAGCCCUGAAGGAAACAAUAACAAACGGCUGGAGAGAGCCAUGGUCGAGCUUCUGGGAGCCACAGUUCCUGUCUGAGAAGAUGCGCUGCAGCCCCUGUGAGGGGACGUGAGCGGGCUUGCCGGGCCUCACGCCGCCUUUCCCUGCUUGUGCCCUUCGGGGCUCCGCUGGCUGGAGCCAUGGCUGGCGUGGGGCCGGGGGGUUACGCGGCCGAGUUCGUGCCACCCCCGGAGUGCCCGGUCUUUGAGCCCAGCUGGGAGGAGUUCACAGACCCUCUGGGCUUCAUCAGCCGCAUCCGGCCUUUGGCCGAGAAAACUGGUAUCUGUAAAAUCCGUCCGCCAAAGGAUUGGCAACCUCCAUUUGCAUGUGAAGUAAAAACCUUUCGUUUCACUCCCAGAGUCCAGCGCCUGAAUGAACUUGAGGCAAUGACUAGAGUGAGAUUGGACUUCUUGGAUCAACUGGCAAAAUUUUGGGAACUUCAAGGAUCUACUUUGAAGAUCCCUGUGGUAGAGAGAAAAAUCCUGGAUUUGUAUGCUUUAAGCAAGGUUGUUGCCAACAAAGGAGGUUUUGAAAUAGUCACCAAAGAGAAGAAAUGGUCUAAAGUGGGUAGCCGCUUAGGAUAUCUGCCAGGAAAAGGAACUGGGUCUCUUUUGAAGUCACACUAUGAAAGAAUUCUCUACCCAUAUGAGCUUUUCCAGUCUGGUGUCAGCCUUAUGGGGGUACAAAUGCCUGAUUUGGAUCUUAAAGAAAAAGUGGAGCCUGAGAUUCCCAGCACUGAUACCCAGACUUCUCCAGUUCCAGGAACAAGAAUGAGUAUUCUGCCAAAGAGAACAAGACGUGUCAAGUCUCAGUCAGAUUCUGGAGAAGUAAAUAGAAGCACAGAACUGAAGAAACUUCAGAUUUUUGGAGCUGGACCCAAAGUUGUGGGCCUGACAGUGGGAGCAAAAGAUAAAGAAGAUGAGGUCACCCGGAGACGAAAAGUUACCAACAGGUCAGACGCAUUUAACAUGCAAAUGAGACAACGGAAAGGAACACUCUCUGUUAACUUUGUUGAUCUCUAUGUUUGUAUGUUUUGUGGUCGGGGAAACAAUGAGGAUAAAUUACUUUUGUGUGAUGGAUGUGAUGACAGCUAUCAUACAUUUUGUCUAAUUCCACCUCUACCUGAUGUGCCCAAAGGAGACUGGAGAUGUCCUAAGUGUGUUGCUGAGGAAUGUAACAAACCCCGAGAAGCCUUUGGAUUUGAACAAGCUGUAAGAGAGUAUACACUUCAAAGCUUCGGAGAGAUGGCAGAUAAUUUCAAGUCUGAUUAUUUCAAUAUGCCAGUCCAUAUGGUUCCUACAGAACUCGUAGAAAAGGAAUUCUGGCGGCUAGUGAGUAGUAUUGAAGAAGAUGUUAUCGUAGAGUAUGGAGCUGAUAUCUCCUCUAAAGACUUUGGAAGUGGAUUUCCUGUAAAGGAUGGUCAGAAAAAGAUGCUGCCAGAAGAAGAGGAAUACGCUCUUUCUGGUUGGAAUUUGAAUAACAUGCCUGUCCUGGAGCAAUCUGUUCUUGCGCAUAUUAAUGUGGACAUUUCUGGUAUGAAGGUGCCAUGGCUGUAUGUGGGGAUGUGUUUUUCUUCUUUUUGCUGGCACAUUGAAGAUCACUGGAGUUAUUCCAUUAACUACUUGCACUGGGGUGAGCCAAAGACAUGGUAUGGUGUGCCAUCUCAUGCUGCGGAACAGCUGGAGGAGGUGAUGAGGGAGUUGGCCCCUGAGUUAUUUGAAUCCCAGCCUGAUCUCCUGCAUCAGUUAGUCACCAUCAUGAACCCAAAUGUGCUAAUGGAGCAUGGUGUGCCUGUAUACAGAACUAAUCAGUGUGCUGGAGAGUUCGUUGUGACAUUUCCUCGUGCUUAUCACUCUGGAUUUAACCAGGGCUACAACUUCGCUGAAGCUGUGAACUUCUGUACUGCUGACUGGUUGCCCAUUGGACGUCAGUGUGUAAAUCAUUAUCGGAGACUGAGACGCCAUUGUGUCUUUUCACAUGAGGAGCUCAUUUUCAAGAUGGCAGCAGAUCCAGAAUGCUUAGAUGUGGGGCUAGCUGCCAUGGUUUGCAAAGAAUUGACCCUCAUGACUGAAGAAGAAACACGAUUAAGGGAGUCUGUUGUACAGAUGGGUGUCGUGAUGUCAGAAGAAGAAGUGUUUGAGCUUGUUCCUGAUGAUGAGCGACAGUGUUCAGCAUGUAGAACCACAUGUUUUCUCUCUGCUCUCACAUGCUCCUGUAAUCCGGAGCGACUUGUGUGUCUCUACCAUCCAACUGAUUUGUGCUCCUGCCCCAUGCAGAACAAAUGUCUUAGAUACCGGUACCCACUAGAAGACCUCCCAUCUCUUCUUCAUGGUGUAAAAGUGAGGGCACAGUCCUAUGACACCUGGGUCAGUCGUGUUACAGAAGCAUUAUCAGCUAACUUCAACCAUAAGAAAGAUUUGAUUGAACUGAGAGUAAUGCUAGAAGAUGCUGAGGAUAGGAAAUACCCAGAGAAUGAGCUCUUUCGAAAGCUCAGGGAUGCUGUAAGAGAAGCUGAGACCUGUGGUUCUGUGGCACAGCUGCUUCUGAGCAAAAAGCAAAAACACAGGCAGAGCUCAGAUAGUGGGAAGACUCGGACCAAACUUACAGUAGAAGAAUUGAAGGCCUUUGUCCAACAACUUUUUAGUCUUCCCUGUGUCAUCAGCCAGACGCGACAAGUAAAGAAUCUGCUGGAUGAUGUAGAAGAGUUUCAUCAACGUGCCCAGGAGGCCAUGAUGGAUGAAACCCCAGAUUCUGCCAAACUCCAGAUGUUGAUAGACACAGGCUCUAGUCUUUAUGUGGAACUACCUGAAUUGCCUCGACUCAAGCAAGAGCUACAGCAGGCUCGGUGGCUGGAUGAAGUAAGACUGACCCUGUCAGACCCUCAGCAAGUCACUUUGGAUGUCAUGAAGAAGCUGAUUGACUCUGGGGUAGGGUUAGCACCACACCAUGCCGUGGAGAAAGCAAUGGCUGAACUACAGGAGUUGCUUACAGUCUCUGAACGAUGGGAAGAGAAGGCUAAAGUCUGCCUGCAGGCAAGACCUCGGCACAGUAUGGCAAAUUUAGAAAACAUUGUGAAUGAAGCCAAGAACAUUCCAGCCUUUUUACCCAAUGUGUUGUCCCUAAAAGAAGCCUUGCAAAAGGCUCGUGAAUGGACAGCUAAAGUGGAAGCUAUUCAGAGUGGCAGUAACUAUGCCUACUUGGAGCAGCUUGAGAGCUUAUCUGCUAAAGGACGCCCUAUCCCUGUGCGUCUUGAUGCAUUGCCUCAAGUGGAAUCCCAGGUAGCAGCAGCACGGGCCUGGAGAGAAAGGACUGGGCGGACCUUCCUUAAGAAGAAUUCCAGCCACACUUUGUUACAGGUGCUAAGUCCCCGCACUGACAUUGGUAUAUAUGGGAGUGGUAAAAACAGGAGGAAAAAAGUAAAAGAAUUAAUAGAAAAAGAAAAAGAGAAGGACCUAGACCUUGAGACUUUUAGUGAUUUGGAAGAAGGACUGGAGGAAACCAGAGAUACAGCUAUGGUGGUGGCAGUUUUCAAAGAACGAGAGCAAAAGGAGAUUGAAGCCAUGCAUUCCCUCAGAACAGCCAACCUAGCCAAGAUGACAAUUGUGGACCGCAUAGAAGAAGUAAAAUUUUGUGUUUGUCGCAAGACAGCCAGUGGGUUUAUGCUCCAGUGUGAGCUUUGCAAAGACUGGUUCCAUAACAGCUGUGUUCCCCUUCCUAAGUCAAGUUCCCAGAAGAAGGGAUCCAGCUGGCAGGCUAAAGAAGUAAAAUUCCUUUGCCCUCUUUGCAUGCGGUCUCGAAGGCCCAGGCUAGAAACUAUCUUGUCACUCCUGGUAUCCCUUCAGAAGCUGCCUGUGCGGUUGCCAGAAGGAGAGGCACUGCAGUGUUUGACAGAACGUGCCAUGAGUUGGCAAGAUAGAGCACGGCAGGCCCUAGCCACAGAUGAACUGUCUUCUGCCCUAGCCAAACUCUCUGUGUUAAGCCAGCGUAUGGUGGAACAAGCAGCUCGAGAAAAAACUGAAAAGAUCAUCAGUGCAGAACUUCAAAAAGCAGCUGCCAAUCCAGACUUACAGGGACACUUGCCUAGUUUCCAGCAGUCUUCUUUUAACCGGGUGGUCAGCAGUGUAUCAUCUUCCCCCCGCCAAACAAUGGACUAUGACGAUGAAGAAACAGAUUCCGAUGAAGAUAUUCGGGAAACAUAUGGCUAUGACAUGAAGGACACGGCCAGUGUGAAAUCCUCUAGUAGUCUAGAACCCAAUCUCUUUUGCGAUGAAGAAAUUCCUAUCAAGUCUGAGGAAGUAGUCACUCACAUGUGGACAGCACCUUCAUUCUGUGCAGAGCAUGCUUAUUCUUCUGCUUCGAAGAGUUGUUCUCAAGGUUCUAGUACUCCAAGGAAGCAACCUCGAAAGAGCCCUUUGGUUCCCCGAAGUUUGGAACCUCCAGUAUUGGAGUUGUCUCCUGGAGCCAAAGCCCAGUUAGAAGAACUCAUGAUGGUUGGAGACCUCCUAGAAGUGUCUCUGGAUGAGACGCAGCACAUUUGGCGGAUUUUGCAGGCCACACAUCCACCCUCAGAGGACAGAUUCUUACAUAUCAUGGAGGAUGACAGCAUGGAAGAGAAACCGCUAAAAAUGAAAGGAAAGGACUCUUCAGAGAAGAAACGAAAACGGAAACUAGAAAAAGCAGAGCAGGCUUUUGGAGAAGGAAAGCAGAAGACCAAGGAGCUGAAGAAAAUGGAUAAACCUAAGAAGAAGAAAUUAAAAUUAAAUGUGGACAAGUCAAAAGAGCUGAAUAAAUUGGCCAAGAAGCUAGCAAAAGAAGAAGAGAGAAAGAAAAAGAAAGAAAAGGCUGCAGCGGCCAAAGUUGAACCUGUGAAAGAGAGUACUGAGAAGAAGAGAGAGAGAAAAGUGCUGGACAUCCCUUCAAAGUAUGACUGGUCAGGUGCAGAGGAGUCUGAUGAUGAGAAUGCUGUGUGUGCAGCACAGAACUGCCAAAGGCCCUGCAAAGACAAGGUAGACUGGGUACAAUGUGAUGGUGGCUGUGAUGAGUGGUUUCAUCAAGUUUGUGUUGGUGUAUCCCCAGAAAUGGCUGAAAAUGAAGAUUACAUCUGUAUAAACUGUGCAAAGAAGCAGGGGCCAGAUAGCCCAGGCCAAGCACCACCUCCUCCCUUUAUAAUGAGCUACAAACUACCAAUGGAGGAUCUUAAAGAGAACAGUUAGCAAAUGGUUGGUUAGCUUGGGACAUAGGGGGUGGCAGGGAGUAGACCACAUUAAGACCAUACUCAUCAAGUAGUGGUUGAAACCAUUCAGACUGUUGUUUCCAAAGAUGAAUGGACUUCAGAGAAAGUCCUCUUAGUGCUGGCUUCCUCUGUGCAAGGAUUUGUGGGCUACAUACUCCAUCAUCUGUGCAGAGGAUAUCUUUUUUGGUACAGCAGCCAGUAUUUCAACUUCUGUCUUCUUUGAGUAUGGUUUACUGCAUUAAGGUCAGAUUCUAAUUGGAACUCUUGGCUGUUUGGCAUUUACUCACUGAUGUGCGAGUGGGACAUGUAGGAUAUGGCUUGUGGUUAAUUGAUAAUUAGUUAGAAGCUUACAACAUAAGGGCAGUACCAUCUGAAGACAUCAGUUGCCUGGCUCCCCUUAGGGUAAUUGGAGAGGAGUCAGAGCACAACUUUUCCUUCCACAAUCACUGACAUUUAAUGCCGUACUGACCUGGCUAAGAGGAGCAGGCCAAAGUUGUCCCUGUUAGAAGUCCUGGGGUGGCCGUGCAGUCCAUGGACCUCAGCUGCUUGUGCUUAUUUAUACCAAGAAGAAAAUCCUCCAAAAGAGAACCUCACCUUCCUCAGGAGGAUGUCAUCGGAUUCAUAGUCUGACUAGACUGGAUUCUGGGAAGUGUUUUUUUUCUUGUUUCAAGGCAACGAGCCCUUUGGUUUGAGAAGCCUGUCUGUCUUGGGUCUACAUUUUUAGAGAAGAGCAGGCACAUGGAUCCAAUGUUCUGGAGAAGAAGAAAAAACAAAACUGACUAGUCAGAAUGUCUUAUGAGCCUCAGUGAUGCAUGCUUUUCGGAGAAGCCUUCAUUCACAAGUCCUCCAGACACCACCAGGCUUCGGGCAUGGCCGUGAGCAAGACUGGCAAGUAACAGCUUUUGCCUUGCAGCCUAACCCUGAUGUCUGUAGUUUCCAACACGGCAACUUCUGAACAUGACCCGCAGCAGAUGCUUUGAAUAACACCAUGGCUUCCUUAGAGGAUGUGGGGUUCCUGGUCCUCUGGAUGUGAAGCUGUUUUAGUAAAUCCAUUUUUAAGAGGAAGAAAAGACUUUUUACUUUUUUCUAAAUGUCUCUGACUACUGACUGUUCUAUAGAUUAUUUUUCCUUUUUUAAUAUACAUAUAUGAAUAUAGAUAUAUAUAUAUAUAUAUUUACUGUUACCAGCAGCAUAUGACAGAGUGAGCAUCAAAAAUCCAUUUGGGAGUUUGCCUUUUGUGUUUUUUGAUAAAUACCAUUCAUUCCUUGUAGUACAAGGAAUUAGCACUCCCUUCUCCUUUGUUGCCUGAACAUACCUUCUGCUAUUCUUUUAUUCAGAUAGAUAAUUAUAUUUCCUUGGUGUGUUGAGACUUGUCCCUGUCUAUUGAGAAACUUGGUUUUACUCAGUCAGUGUUGACUGUUCUGUAUGUUUGAAACUAUGGUGCUGUGUCCUUUCUUUCCUUUUGUGUUCUGUGUUCUUACAAAGGUAUUAGGUGAAGUUUCUGUAAACUUGCUAGAAGGGGACUAAUAUUUUUUAAAGGACAACAGAAAUUUUUCUAAAAAUGCUGUUUAUCUUCACUAUCUGUUUUUCAUUUUGCUUUAAAAUCUGCAGUUUGACUUAAAUUCAUCAGUUCUUUUAAAGGGGGGGCAUUUGUGGGCAAAGCUAGAAGCAGUUAAUAGUCUCUUCCCUUUUUGCCCCAAUUUUUUAAAGAAAUGUCUUCUAGUAACUAGAAGUGAAAUGUACUGUACAGUUACAGUUUGUGUGGGUAUGAGAUUUAACUCAAAAGGCAUCUUAGUUAAAAGAAAAAGAAAAGGCCUUCUUUACAAAACCAAUUUCUCCCAAGUACUAACGAGGCCUGACCCUGCUUAGCAUCUGAGAUCAAAUAAUGCGUUCGGGUGGAAUGGCUGCAGACACAAAAUGCAAUUUCUGUAAAUGCUUUCUCUGGUUGAUGCUACCUACCUUUGGUCACUCAUCACAGAAUAUUCAAUAACAUUUUGACCAGUUAAAUUGGAGUAUGUUGUUUUGUUUGGCUAUCUUGAAUUCCCAUCUCAGUGUGUGUUUGAUUUAAGAUUUUAUUAGAGAUUACAAGGUUAAUUGGUUAAUUAAAUUUCAUAAGUUUUCAUUUUGCCAAACUAUGAAAAUUACCACUUUGGAAUUUUAUCUGGUUAUUGUGAGGAAAGCACAAUAUUUUUUACCUUUUGGUCUUCGAAAAUGUCUUAAAAUACUUGUUUAAAAAUUGAGUGUAAUUCAACCUUUCAGAAAUUCAAAAUGUAAGUGAUAGAUGCCCAUAAUACAUACAGAAAAUUAGUUUUCUUCCCAAUGAACCAUUUUCCAUUAACUAUGUUAUCAGCAGUGGAGAGUUAUUAGGAUGCAGAGAAGGUGGCUGUUCAGGUGCCUGGCUUUUGAGAAUAAUUUGUGUGCUUUGAAUAUCAUCUGUUGGAGACCUGUGAAUAGUCCAAGGCAGCCUGCACCUGUGAAUAGAUGUCUGUCAUCUUACAUUUUGAAACUUUUAAAUAUAUAAUUUAAUUGA